This is a messenger RNA of Cajanus cajan (pigeon pea), 1811 nucleotides long. RefSeq names its product Protein kinase superfamily protein. NCBI's taxonomy places the organism in Eukaryota, Viridiplantae, Streptophyta, Magnoliopsida, Fabales, Fabaceae. Gene Ontology annotation, biological process: protein phosphorylation. The record is from RefSeq and is a predicted model, not a curated record. Gene Ontology annotation, molecular function: ATP binding; protein kinase activity.
UGCAUUAUGAAAAACAUGCACCUUCUAUGUGCGCACUAACAUCAAAGUGCACCGAGCCACAUUUUGAAUCACAGUCGAUGUGGGCCCUUCCAUCUUCCCCCAUAGCCAAGCCAACACCCAACUCAUCAACAUCAUUGCCAUCUCUGAAUUAUCUCCCACUCUUACCUUUCUGUCACCAAAAGACAUGUCCCCGUUCACACCUCAACCAAUCCAUUUGAUCAUAACACUAAUUAACCAUGUUAUUGUUCUCCUUUAUACUUGUUUUCUUUUCUCAUGUGUGUCUCUUCCUUGCUCCUAAAUCUAUGCCAUGUUCCUUGAGGACUGAGAUAACAACUCACAAAAAAUAAAAAAGAAGCUGUGGUUUUUGUGAUGGGGUGUUGAUAAAGGAGCUGGUGCUGGAAGGGUGUGUUUUGAUUCGUAUAAUGGGUAAUUGCUGGUGUAGGUGGGAGUCAUCAGAAUAUAGAGUCUCAUCCAAUGUAAAGUCAGAACAAAACCAGGGAAGCAAACAAAGAAACGAUGAUAGUAAGUUACCAUCAAAUCCUGAAGAAGUAGAAGACCUACGGCGUGACUCAGCUGCAAAUCCUUUGAUUGCAUUCACUUAUGAUGAGCUAAAGAAAAUCACUUCAAAUUUUCGGCCAGAUCGUGUGUUGGGGGGAGGAGGAUUUGGAAGUGUGUAUAAAGGCUUCAUUUCUGAGGAGUUAAGGCAAGGGCUUCCUACCCUUGCCGUAGCUGUUAAGGUUCAUGAUGGUGACAACAGUCAUCAAGGCCACAGAGAAUGGCUGGCAGAAGUCAUAUUUUUGGGGCAGCUUUCACAUCCAAAUCUAGUGAAAUUAAUCGGAUACUGCUGUGAAGAUGAACAUAGGGUGCUGAUAUAUGAGUACAUGUCCCGGGGAAGUGUUGAACAUAAUUUGUUCUCAAAAAUUUUGCUUCCCAUGCCAUGGUCCAUAAGAAUGAAGAUAGCAUUUGGCGCUGCAAAGGGACUUGCAUUUCUUCAUGAAGCAGAUAAACCAGUCAUCUAUCGAGAUUUUAAGACAUCAAAUAUUUUAUUGGAUCAGGACUACAAUGCAAAACUUUCUGACUUUGGCCUAGCUAAGGAUGGACCAGUUGGAGACAAAUCCCAUGUCUCUACUCGAAUAAUGGGAACAUAUGGUUAUGCUGCACCUGAAUACAUAAUGACAGGUCACCUGACUCCUAGAAGUGAUGUUUACAGUUUUGGUGUUGUUCUUCUUGAACUUCUCACAGGAAGAAAAUCUCUAGACAAGUUAAGACCUGCCAGAGAGCAGAACCUAGCAGAAUGGGCCCUUCCUUUGCUGAAGGAAAAGAAGAAGUUUCUAAACAUUAUAGAUCCAAGGUUGGAUGGUGAUUAUCCAAUCAAAGCAGUUCACAAGGCUGCAAUGCUUGCAUACCAUUGCUUGAACCGCAACCCAAAAGCAAGGCCUCUAAUGAGAGAUAUUGUGGACUCAUUGGAGCCUUUGCAGGCACACACAGAGCUCCCUAUUGGAAAAACAUUGACCAUAAUCAGUGAGGUUUCUGAAUCUGGCUUGAAAAUGAAAGAUGCAAAAUGACUUAAAAGGAGGGUGGUGUAAGGUGUUGUAGGUUUCAAUUAUGUUCUUUGGGAGAGGUUUUGCCUUAACUUCUUGUGUUUAUUAACAUGACAUAUAGGCAAUUUCUUUCUAUUCUAUCCCUUAUUUGCUUUUCAACAUGGUUGUCAUAUAUGUGCAGCUGGAUUACUGUAUGGACUGAUCAAUUUAAAGAGAAACAAACAAGCAAUAGCAGCAAAAAAGGAUAUUAUUAGCCGUUCUUUUGAUUUA